Messenger RNA from Melospiza georgiana, 1396 nucleotides. RefSeq names its product cell surface glycoprotein 1-like. The record is from RefSeq and is a predicted model, not a curated record. NCBI's taxonomy places the organism in Eukaryota, Metazoa, Chordata, Aves, Passeriformes, Passerellidae. The coding region runs from base 121 to 1335 and encodes 404 amino acids. The transcript has 2 exons.
CACAGAAGUUCAAGGCUGGAAGAGACCUAUAAGAUCAUCAAGUCCAGCCCAUGUUCCAACUGUUCAACGAGAUCAUGGCAGCAAGUGCCACAUCCAGUCUUUUUUUGAACUCUUCAAGGGAUGGUGACUCCACCACCUCACUGGGAGAGACCGACCCCAGCUCAGCACAGCCACCCUUCAGGAGAGACCGACCCCAGCUCACCAUGGCCACCCUUCAGGAGAGACCGACCCCAGCUCACCAUGGCCACCCUUCAGGAGAGCCCGACCCCAGCUCAGCACAGGCACCCUUCAGGAGAGACCGACCCCAGCUCAGCACAGCCACCCUUCAGGAGAGACCGACCCCAGCUCAGCACAGCCACCCUUCAGGAGAGACCGACCCCAGCUCACCAUGGCCACCCUUCAGGAGAGACCGACCCCAGCUCAGCACAGGCACCCUUCAGGAGAGACCGACCCCAGCUCACCAUGGCCACCCUUCAGGAGAGACCGACCCCAGCUCAGCAUGGCCACCCUUCAGGAGAGACCGACCCCAGCUCACCAUGGCCACCCUUCAGGAGAGACCGACCCCAGCUCACCAUGGCCACCCUUCAGGAGAGACUGACCCCAGCUCACCAUGGCCACCCUUCAGGAGAGACUGACCCCAGCUCACCAUGGCCACCCUUCAGGAGAGACCGACCCCAGCUCAGCACAGCCAACCUUCAGGAAGUUGUAGAGAGCGAUGAGGUCGCCCCUGAGUCUCCUUUUCUCCAGGCUGAACAACCCCAGCUCCCUCAGUCUCUCUUCACAUGGCUUGUGUUCCAAGCCCCUCACCAGCCUCGUUGCCCUCCUCUGGACACGCUCAAGCAUCUCAACGUCCCUCCUAAACUGAGGGCCCAGAACUGGAUGCAAUACUCCAGGUGUGCCCUCACCAGUGCCGAGUACAGGGGCAGAAUGACCUCCCUGCUCCUGCUGGCCACUCCAUUCCUGAUACUGGCCAGGAUGGCAUUGGCCCUCUUGGCCACCUGGGCACACUGCUGGCUCACAUUCAAUCGACUGUCACCAGCACCCCCAGGUCCCUUUCCACCUGAGCACUGUCCAGCCACACCAUCCCCAGCUUGUAUCGGUGCAGAAAUUCCACAUCAGGGAAAAAUUCCUGCCUGGAAAGGAGGGGGAGCUUCAGGAAUUGCCAGAGUUGGGGAAUCCCUGGGAAUGCCCAAGGGGAGCGUGGGAGAACGGAACUGCUGCUCGUGGAAUCCUUCGGGAUCGUUCUGGAAUUCUGGGAUCAAAGUGCUUGGGCUGUGCUUUGCUCCAUGGGAAUCUGGGAAUGCCCAGGAUCCAAUUUUUCCCAUUAAAUUCUGAUUUUCUGGGAAUAUUCAAAGUGCAUUCCCUACAAUUUCUCUUUAGUUUUCUCCUUUUUUAA